AUGGAGAUGGUAUGGGAUGUGAUUGGAGAUGUAGACUACUGGAUAACUUUGCUGAGUAGGAGGAGAAGCAGAGUUAAUGGAGGCAGAAAGGAUACACAGACAGCAGCAUUAAGGAUCUGCAUCUCAGUAAUUGCUGCCCAGCAUUUAAUUGGACAUAACAUAGAUCCAUAUGUAUGUGUAGAGAUUGGAGAUCAAAAAAGACAGACAAACAAAUGUGAAUCUACAAACUGCCCAUUUUACAAUGAGUAUUUUGUUUUUGAGUUUCAUCUGCCCAGAGAAGUCCUGUUUGACAAGAUUAUCAAACUUUCGGUAUUUCAUUCUAAGAACAUUGUCUCGGGGAAGACGUUAAUUGGUGCAUUCAAGCUUGAUGUAUGGACAGUUUAUUCACAGCCAGAACACACAUUUUUCCAUAAAUGGGCCCCUUUAACUGACCCCAGUGACAUUGCUAGUGGCAUCAAAGGAUAUCUCAAGUGUGACAUCUCAGUGACUGGGAAAGGUGAUAUUAAGAAGUCAACAAUACGUUCAGUACGAGAAUUGCAUAAUGAUGAUAUUGAAGGAAAUUUGAUGAUACCUUCUAGUUACCCUGCUGAACAGAGGUGUGGUAAAAUUACAGUUUGUAUCUACAGAGCUGAAGGACUGUCUAUGGUUGAGAACAAGCUGAUCUCCAAUAUGAAGAAAGUAUUCACCAAGGAUACAAAAGAUCUCAUAAACCCUGCUGUUGUCAUUUCCUACGCUGACCAGAAGAUGAGAAGCAGUGUGAUUAAAAACUGUACAGACCCCAUUUGGAAUGAGAAGAUUGUUUUCACUGAACUAUUUCCAACUCUCUGCCGAAGAAUGAAGAUCCAGAUUAAAGAUUUUGAAAACACCACUGGUGUACCAGUAGGAACUCACUUUAUAGACAUUACCAAGAUCUCGCAUGCAGGAGAAAAAGGUUUUCUUCCUAUGUUUGGCCCAAGUUGGAUCAAUCUUUACGGCUCUUCUAUGGUGGAUGAGGACAAGGAACUUGAUGAAGGAAUUAGACAGGGUACUGCUUACAGAGGUCGUCUACUUAUUUCUGUGGAGCUGAAAGUAUUUGAUAAAGCAAAGCAUGAAAAUCACCAGAUUAAAGUCCGUAUAAAAAAAAUAAGUGCUAAAAAGAAAGAGGUUUUACCAGGAAAUCCAGUUGAAUUUACUCUUUUUGGAGCAUUUUUGGAAGUGUCCAUGAUUGAAAGGAGAUAUAUGGACAAACCAUUGAGAUUCCAUGUUACAAUAGGGGAAACAGUUUUAACGUCUGAUCUGACAAGUGAAGAUGAUACACAAGACGUAGAGCAUGACUCACUCAUAUUGGGAGACAGACUGAAUGAGGUAGCAGAAUUUGCCAGUCAGGUGCCUGGAAAGAAGGAAGACAUAGAAAAAAUGCUAAUUUCAGCUUUAAUGGAACUUCAUCAGAGAUGCCUGUUAUUCAUUACAGAUGUAAUGGAUCAAGAAGAAUCUUGCCAGACAAAGCUUGACAGAAACCGCCACCAAGCUUGCAUUUCAGAACUGGUGGGACAGUUAAAUGUAAGAAUUUCACAAUUGGAGGGUUCAACGAACAAUGCCGGGAGUGACAACUCCAUUGGACAAACCACACCACCGAUUUUGCAAAGAUAUUUUCAUGGACAGACUACUGAGGUAAAUGGCUUUGUUGGUAGCUUGAACAGAAAUAAUGUAUCUAUGAACAUUAACAUUGCUGAAUGGCUAAAAAAGGCACCAGGUCAGAAUAUGGCUAGCCUGGUUGCCAACAGUAGCUCUAUUGGCAAACUUUUAGACCGGUUUGAACAUAAAGUAAUCAAAUAUAGAAAAUUAUUGAUUGAAAAUGAAUAUUUCGGGGAAUGCAUUAGUCUUAAACUAGUUCCCAAUGGAUUGAGGUACUGGAAAUAUCCGAAUGGUUUAACUUGUGAUUCCCCUAUGUAUCGUGAAUUGCUUGAGCUUUUCAACCGACAAGGGUUUGAGCUCAUGGAAACCAUGAUCAAACAUAAUUCCAAGGACUUGGACAAUUUGUUUAAGGAAGUGCUUGAACUUGAAAAGUACAUCAAAGGUGACGGUUCAUUUGCCCAAUGUUGUGACAGCUUUUACAAGAUACUAGAAAAGGCCGGCCGGGUCUCACAGGAGUUGAGGGUCCAGAAGUGUAAAAAGGUGGAAAGAGAUAAGCUUGAUUACAACCAAGGGCAUGCCUAUCCUGCACCUGGUAAUGGCAAUAAUGGGCGGAGUUCUAAAGAUGAGGUUCAACGCAUUUUUCGCAGCAGUGUUGAUAAUGAUCGAGGAAAUCACGCUGUCCCUUUAGAGCAAGCCCCAAUGAGACGUUCAGAGAAAAUAUGCAACAGGAACCCGAACAACAUUGGACAGAGGCAGAAAUGGAGGCAAACAGCGAACAAGUUUGGGAGGAAACAGAGGCAGUAUGAUGUGUAUGAGUCUUCUACUUUGUUAAGAAAAAGAAGCACCUUUAUCCCACCAACACAUCCAACUGUUCAGGUGUUUGAACAACUUUGCAAAAGGGAUUUUAGACAACUAAUUAGAGCCAAUGCAUUGGUUGCACAGGAAGCUGCAGCCCUCUGCGAAGGAAGCCAGCCCUGGAAAACAAAAAUGAAGGCAGCACACCAGCUCCUCCAGCGGAUACAGGCACUCAUUGAAGAGGUGACUACCUCUCUUAAUUCUGUUUUAACUGAUUCCUGGCAGCAUAUUCCCCUAAGAACAAUGCUUCCUGGAAGACUGGGGCCAAAGGACAAGACCAUUCAGGCAAAACUGGAUUGCUAUUUUUGGCUUGGGCUGAAGUCACUGGCACAAAAUGACAAUUUUUUGACUGGUUUACCAAGGGGCUUCACACUGAAAACCACACAGAGCCAAGAUGGAACAGAUGCAAUGUCACUGGUUUAUAAAACAAAACACGAAUAUCAGCUAAGGGCUCACAUAUUUCAGGCCAGGGGAUUGUUAGCUGCUGAUGAUACUGGACUCUCUGACCCAUUUGCCAGAGUUCUUUUCUCCAACUUCAGUCAAUCUACUGAGGUUGUUGAAAAUACUUUAUCACCCACUUGGGAUCAGACACUAGUAUUCCAGAAUGUAACAAUUUAUGGGGAUCCAAACGACACAGAAAAUAAACCUCCUGUAAUUACUGUUGAAAUCUAUGACUAUGACAGAGGGGGUAAGGGAAGGCCUGAGUUCAUUGGACUAACUGGUACUCUUCCAUUAGUCAAACUGUGCAAGAAAAAAUAUCAAGAGCCUUCCUUUCCUCCUUAUUUAGAUUUCUUUACAAUCUAUCGAUGUGGAAUGGCUGCUGGGGAACUUCUAGCUGCUUUUGAGCUACUACAGAGGCUCUAUCCCUUGCCUGUUGGCAUUCGGCCAGUUUUGAGUAAGCAUAGAAUAGAGGUAUUGUUUUGGGGUCUGAGAGACCUGAAGAGACCACAGCUAGUAGCUGCAGUCCGACCCUAUGUAGAGAUAGAAUGUGCUGGAAAAGGAGUACGGUCAGAACUUCUACUGAAUUACCAGAAACAUCCAAAUUUCAACACUAAUCUGAAAAUCUUUGAAGUGGACCUUCCUGAUGAUGAUCGGCUACACCCACCUAUUUCAAUGUAUGUUGUGAACUGUGGUGCUUUUGGAAAUGACUCCCUUCUGGGAUCUCACACUACAAUGCCUCUGUCCAGAUUCUUUCCAAGAUGGCCUGUGGACACUUCGGUACCUGAUGAUACUGUAGUAAGAGUUGAAAUGGAUGGCCAAAGUACUCGAGAAGAAGGGAGUUUGUCAAAUUUGUUUGAUCUAGGAAGAAGGACUUCAGUCAUAGCAGAAGAGUACUAUGGUGGUGAAUCUGACAGCUGCCCCCUUCUUAUCCCAGAGAUCUCAUUCCAUGCUCCUGAACAGAAGGAUCUGAGGCCGCCAUUAAAAGAAAAUUCUGAACUAGACUGGUGGUCAAAGUACUAUGCGUCUGUGGAACAGACAUUAAAGGAGUCUGCUUCAAGGAAACCAUCUGGGGCUGGCAUUAAUAGGGAACCUGAUGCAACAGAGGGCAGUUUUAACAGUGCUAUAUUCAGAAGUCUAGAAGAAAGUUUAAAUAAAACUAGAAGAGAAUUUCAGCAACUCCUUGGUGAUGGAGACUGGAAAUCGAAGAAAACAGAGAAAGCACAUGAUGUUGCGAAGAUUAAGGUGUACAAUUCAACCCUGGAAAGUAAAUUCAGUAACUUUGAGGACUGGCUGUAUACAUUUCCACUGUACCGGGGGAAAGCAGUAUCUUAUGAAGAAAGUGCAGAUGAAGAAAGAACUGUCGGGAAAUUUAAAGGAUCAUUUUGUGUGUAUAAGUGUUCAUUACUAAAACACCCUUUACGAGUCCUCAGAAACAUUCCUUCCAAUGAUAUGGUGAAGGUACUUGUUCGAAUUUAUAUUGUCCAGGCAAUGAAUCUUCACCCAGCAGACCCUGAUGGCAAAGCUGAUCCCUAUAUCUUUAUCAGGCUUGGUGAACAAGAAAUCUCCGACAAUGAAAACUAUGUAAGCAAACAGCUGAAUCCUGUUUUUGGAAAGUGCUAUCAGCUAACAGCCACUUUUCCUCUUGAAUCUGUGCUCACGGUAUCUGUGUAUGACUGGGACCUUCUAAGUACUGAUGAUCUGAUUGGUGAAACUAAAAUUGAUCUGGAGAACAGGUAUUACAGCAGACAUCGAGCAACAUGUGGAUUAGCACUUAAAUACAAUGCGUCAGGCUAUAAUGCUUGGAGAGAUGCAAUAAAACCAACUCAGAUUCUAGCCAAACUUACAAGGGAAAUGAAGAUUCCUCCUCCAGAGUAUUUCCCCAAAAUUCAAAAGGUCAAGGUUGGAAGUGACUGUUAUUUUAACACACCAGAGCAGGCCAACUACUGGAGGCAGCUGACUAGUGCAUUUGACUUUGAUGAAAAGCAGAUUAAUGAGGAACUUGCUUUAGUGGUGUUACAUCAGUGGGAUGACAUCUCAGGAAGUGGCUGCAAACUUGUUCCAGAACAUGUUGAAACUAGACCUCUGUUCAACCAAGAGAAACCAGGAGUCACACAGGGCUACCUUCAAAUGUGGGUUGACAUGUUUCCAACAGAUAUCCACCCCCCUGGUGAUCCUGUUGACAUCUCACCAAGAAAACCAGAAAGAUUUGAAUUGCGGGUUAUUAUUCUGAACACAGAAGAUGUUAUACUGGAUGAUGUCAAUCAGAUAACUGGAAUGCAAUCAUGUGACAUUUAUGUUACAGGCUGUUUACAGGGGCUGGAAAAUGACAAACAGAGGACAGAUGUUCAUUACUAUUCAAUGACUGGUGAAGGGAAGUUUAACUGGAGAUUUCUGUUCCGCUUUGAUUAUCUGACUGCUGAGAAGAAGAUGGUUGUGAGACGUAAGCAAUCUAUUUUCUCUGUGGAUGAAACAGAAUACAAAAUGCCUCCUAUUUUGCAACUACAGGUGUGGGAUGCAGACAUUGUUUCAGCUGAUGACUUUCUUGCUACCACUCCAAUAGAUUUCAGGCAUUGA
This is a messenger RNA of Protopterus annectens (West African lungfish), 5484 nucleotides long. Its product is annotated as otoferlin-like. The coding region runs from base 1 to 5484 and encodes 1827 amino acids. Gene Ontology annotation, biological process: plasma membrane organization. The record is from RefSeq and is a predicted model, not a curated record. The transcript is spliced from 38 exons. NCBI's taxonomy places the organism in Eukaryota, Metazoa, Chordata, Ceratodontiformes, Protopteridae.